Carcharodon carcharias (great white shark) is the source of this 2465-nucleotide messenger RNA. RefSeq names its product methyltransferase like 25 (gene mettl25). NCBI's taxonomy places the organism in Eukaryota, Metazoa, Chordata, Chondrichthyes, Lamniformes, Lamnidae. The transcript is spliced from 12 exons. Bases 1 to 2058 code for a protein of 685 amino acids. The record is from RefSeq and is a predicted model, not a curated record.
AUGUGCGACCAACCUCACAGCAGCGACGGCGGCCGAGGGAGAUCAAAAGUAUCCUCCGGGGAGUCUGGAGAAGACGGAAAACGCGCUCGUGACUCUGUGUCGAGGUUUAAUGAUAUUAUCAUUGAAAUAUUUUACCGAUUGAUUGGGAACCUUCUCCAUUCUCCCGGGUUUGGGGCCUUGUUUCCUUUCCGGUUAAUUUGUUUUGGGAGUCAGAGGCCGGACCCCGCGGCCACUCCAUUCUCUCACUCAAUGUUCUUCUCCACUGAUGUCGGUUUAGACCUGGUGAAGAGCAAAAUCAAAAGUCUCACCAAGUUCUUGGACGUUUACCUCAAAAUAGCAAACGUGCACACAGUCGAUUUUUAUACCAAAGAUGUUUGGAAUGAGUUUGUGGCUCUGCCGCCUGAAGCUGUCAUCUCACAUCUCCUCUGUCAGCAGGAAGGAAGCACUGGACCGGAAAGAAUGGGUGCCUCCGUUUGGGACCAGACACAAAAACUUAGAGAUGUGGCUGCCUACAAGAGAGUUACUCAGGAUCACUCGCUGCCAAACCUUGGAGUGUGCACACCACUAGAUGACCUGCUCCAGGAAAUAUGGAGAGAGAACAAAAAAGAUAUGUUCCUGAAAACCAGCACGUUUAUGAGUUCAAAGAAGUCCCAUGAGGUUGAGGUGAUGUCUGGCGUCAUCGCAUGUUUUGCCAAAUGUUGCAAUAUUCAACAGGUAAUUGAUAUAGGAUCAGGAAAGGGCUAUUUGAGUUCUUACUUGUCCAUGCAAUAUGGCCUAAGUGUGUAUGGCAUCGAUUCUUCCAGCACCAACACCAGUGGGGCGAAUGAGAGGAACAGAAAAUUAAAAAGAUACUGGAAAGUUUAUCAACGUCAAACAAAGCAUCUGAACCAAGAUUCUGUUCCAGAACACCUGGAUGAAAAGCCAAUGAAUAAUGUGGAAAGUUUUAAGGAAAUCAAGGAACAGAUUGGCCAUGGUGGGGAGCAAGAGAGUGGUUUGCUAAAUCAGACUGGCCGUGUACAGCCACCUGUGCAGACUCCUAUUUCUGCCAUUUCCUUAGAGUCAGAAACAAAUGAAGAAAAGAGUAGAGAUGUAUCUGCACAGAUUGUGGGAUCAAUUGAAGAUCAAUUUAACGGUGCUGAGAAUCUGUUUCUGGAACUUCUGUCAACUGAUGCUGUGGAAAUGAGUUCACUUUUAAGGAAAAAGAAAGAUCUGGAUGAGAAAGAGAAAGAGAGAAGGAAAACUGCAAGCUUAGAGGCCAAAGCAAAACGAAUUAAAGAGGCUAAUCUGUAUUCCCCAUUAACACUGCAUGUUACUUCCACAACAGAACUCCAAGACAUCAUUUCUGACAUAAAGGACUCUAUGAUGGUCGGUCUGCACACCUGUGGUGAUCUUGCCUCAGAUACUUUGCGCAUUUUCAUGACUAAACCGGAGCUCAAAGCUGUUUGCAGUGUGGGCUGUUGCUACCAUCUUCUUUCGGAGGAGUUUGAAUUAUCAGGUGACAGCAAAGAAUGCUGUCAGGGACCAUGGGGGUUUCCUAUGAGUCAGUACUUGAGAGGCAAUGUCUGGCGUUGUGGACGGAACGCUAGAAUGUCUGCAUGUCUGCCAUUAGAAAGAGUGACAGUUGGCCAUGGGCUUCCUUCUGAAUCCUUAUUUUAUCGUGCUGUUCUGCAAGUUAUUAUCAAAGAGCACUUUGAAAAUGGAAAGGCAUACACCACACUGCAAAGAACGAACAGCAAACAUGUUGGCAAGAUUUAUUCCAAGUCUUCAUCCUUUGUGGAUUACACCAGAAAAUCAGUAGAAAAGCUGGGCAUGGAUGGCUCAAAGAUGUCAGACAGUUUAAUACAAGGUUAUUAUGACAGAUACAUGCCCCGAAUGAAAGAGUUGGAAGCAUUUAACCUGCUGAAAGUAGCCUUAGCCCCUUGUAUAGAGGCAUUGAUUCUUUUGGAUCGACUUUGCUACCUCAAGGAACAGGAAGAUAUAGCUUGGUCAGCAUUAGUACAGCUGUUUGAUCCCCUGAAGUCCCCAAGAUGUUAUGCAGUAAUUGGUGUGAAGAAGUAGCACUGCUCCAAGUUCACCUACCACAUUAAUACAUGACAAGUUUUGAUUCAAUGCCUUUUGGUUUAUCCAUUCCUGUACAACUUAAAUUUCUGAGAUUAAGAUAAUGUUUUGAAUCCGUAUGACUCUUGUUCAGAUCUAAAGGGAGGUGGUAGAGAUGUGGUGAAAUAUAUACUGAGAGGUCUGAAGUUCCUAGUUUUAUAUCAUAUUUUUAAACUGUUGAUUUACAGAUUUUGAAUACAUGAGAAUGGAUGAACAAAUGGAAAGCAUUUGAGCGGGAAAGUCAUUAUUGCAUGUUGCAUUUCUUGGCAAGACAUGCUCAACUGAAAGAGCAAAGUUUUAAAGAUCCGGUCAACUUUUCAUAAUAAUUUUCUUGAUACAAAAAAAAUAAAAAUUUUAGUUAAGAAGCA